Ustilaginoidea virens is the source of this 402-nucleotide messenger RNA. RefSeq lists its product as uncharacterized. The record is from RefSeq and is a predicted model, not a curated record. Bases 1 to 402 code for a protein of 133 amino acids. NCBI's taxonomy places the organism in Eukaryota, Fungi, Ascomycota, Sordariomycetes, Hypocreales, Clavicipitaceae. The transcript has 2 exons. Gene Ontology annotation, biological process: replication fork processing; DNA repair; kinetochore assembly. Gene Ontology annotation, cellular component: Fanconi anaemia nuclear complex; FANCM-MHF complex.
AUGCCGGCCGGAGCAACGUCCGGCCGCGGCGGGCGGGCACGCCCCAAAGGCCCCCCGAACAGGAAGGAAUCCCCUGGGACGGCCUCGUCCGAGCGCAGCGACCCCUUCGAGUCGGAGGACGAGCCGUCCGGGCGAGAGGCUGGCAAGGGCCGCCGGGGGGAAGCCCCAGACGCGCCGGCCCCGGAAACCACCAUCCCGCGCGACCUGCUCACGCGCGCGCUGCACGACUUCUUCACCAAGGACGCGACGAGGAUAUCGCGCGACGCCAACGCCGCCGUGGGCAAGUACAUGGAUGUGUUUGUGCGGGAGGCGAUUGCGCGGGCGGCGGUGGAAAAGAGCGCCGGCUUCUUGGAGGUGGAGGACCUGGAGAAGAUUACGCCGCAGCUUCUGCUGGAUCUGUGA